Messenger RNA from Phyllopteryx taeniolatus (common seadragon), 4044 nucleotides. It is a transcript of the gene tespa1, whose product is annotated as thymocyte expressed, positive selection associated 1. Lineage: Eukaryota; Metazoa; Chordata; Actinopteri; Syngnathiformes; Syngnathidae. The transcript is spliced from 8 exons. The coding region runs from base 1954 to 3105 and encodes 383 amino acids. The record is from RefSeq and is a predicted model, not a curated record. Gene Ontology annotation, molecular function: signaling receptor binding.
GUAAGAUAGACGUGGGUUUUCGUUUUUCCGUUUCGUAAAAGGCGCCAUGUUAAUUGGUCAUACUUAAUACAUAUAGAUUUCCCCCUCCCCCCAAUUUUGUCGGCUUUUCACGGAUAAACAGCGAAGGGUAGAUAAGUGUUUGGAAACAUGGACUUGGGCGGGUGUGGACUGUGGAAGGCGGGCUGGUUAUUUUCAGUCUUGCCUCCGUGGCCGCUAGCCACUCCCUUGGUGGCACCCUGUGGGCUGGGUAAGAGUACGGAGGCGGGCUGGGGGCGGCAAUGGCGGAAGAGCGACGACAAGCCUGAGCAGCACAGGGGGAAGGGAACCAGGGAACGGCCCUCAUGUGGGAGGGUUUUUGAAUGAUUCCGGCGUGCAAGGGGGCUGUCAGUGGAGCAGCACAUGUGCUCACAUAAACAAAAGCCAUUACUGUACACCGUCACCGGCUAUAGGCGCAAGAGUCCCACAGGAACUCACGAAAAUAUACCAUCGCGAUAUUUUGGCGCUGCCAAACCAGUAAUAUCGCGAUACGUUGAUUGGCACGGCAAAUUUAUUUAUACAGCGCAUUUCAUACACAAGGUAACUAACUCAAUGUGCUUUAUCAUUUUCACGGUUGGUCAAUAAUCAAAUCAGCUUUAGUUUACAGACUCUGUGUCCAGACAAACACAAUAUUAAAAAAAAAAAAAAAAAAAAACUGAAGAAAUGACACUUUUUUUUACAUUGUUAAAUAAUCAAUGUACAGCUUUUAUAACAUUGUAAACAUACUGUCCCCUCAAAGUAGCAAACCAUUAGUUUCUAAACUGCUGGCAACAAAAGUGAGUACACCCCUACGUGAAACUGUCCAAACUGGAAAAACAAAUCAUACACAUGCCGGCUUGCAAGGAGAGAAGUGAAAGAGGGAGCAAAAAGUGCUGCACCUCUUAAGAUUGGGGACAAUGCCUUGCUCAAGAGCACCUCAACAACAGCCAGGAAGCAGAUUAGCAUCUCUGCAACAGCUACUGCAGUUGCCAUUUUUACAUUUUGUCCACAGCAGGGAAUGAACCGUGACCUUCCAGUUCCAAAGUCCAAGUCCUUACAGAUGAAUUACUGGCGCCCCAUUUGUUCCAUUGAAUUGUAUUAAUUUAUUCCCAGCAAUAUAUUCUCUUUGGAGUUUCUCGGCUACAUUGCUUCCAGUGCAUGUAUGUGCAUUGUAGUUUUUUUUUUCCAAUCAGAUUUCAGCCUCUCUGUGUUGCCAUGCCCAUGCCAGUGUAAUCUGCCCAGAGCCUUCAGAAUGAGUAGUACUGUUUGAUGUAACUUCAACUAUAUUAUAAAUGAGGCUGUUUCUUUAUCCACUUAGAUUCAAAAAUUUGCCUCACAAUAAUGUCAGCAUUUUGCCUUCCUCUGAUUGGUUGGUCAGAGCAAGCCAAGUUCGAUCAGCAAAGCGCAUUUGUGGCAACCUGCACACAUUAAUGCGUUUAAUAAUCCACCUCUGGUGAUUAUGAUGUAUGUUAUUUGAAUUGGUAUGUGUUUUUGUGUUGUUAUUAGAUAAAUAUUGACUCUGAGCCUCUCCAGAUAAUGUACGUGUCACUUUGUUAUCUCUGCAGGAUGUGCGGUGGUGAGCGUCCCACGCGAUGUUUCAGUUUGAGAUGCUUACAGUCACUUCCCUUCUCCGUCUAUUCAAAGUGAUUUGUGACUUGUGGACUGAUGAUUUUUUUUUUUUUAAGAGAAGCGGAAGCGUCCGGAGCAUGCAGCGUGCGAGCUGGGCUAAGAUUGCAAAUAACCUUCAGGUUGUCAACAACUGCUCUGCCUCCAGUGAUGGAAAGCUCGUCCUCCAUUGCCAGGAGGCGAACGUGGGCCAGCGGAGGCCGACAGCGGUCCGACUUGGACGAAGAUGCUUCACACAAAAGACUGAGUUGUUGCUCCAGAACUGCGCACGCAGGCACGCCUUCAUAAGAAACAUUGAGCAAUACUAACUGAAUGCGUGUGUACUGCGUAUGCGUCACGCCAAUGAGCCAAGAUGUGGAUGUGUGUUGCAGGUUGGAGGCUUGCCCGCAAAACAGCAGUCUUAGGGGUUUGGAUUCAACGUUAAAUGGUGGAGAUGUUAUGUCCAAAGCGGGACUUGCAAUGCAUCCUGCCAGCAAGGAGAGAAACAGUGGCCUCGUCAGCAAUGUUCCAGAAGUGCUCCAGUUGCGCUCGGAGGAUGCUGAAGAGAUCUUGUGGCAGUUGGGUUUCGGCUGCGAUGACCCACAGUUCAGUGUGCGCAUCCCCCGUCGCUUUCUCUCCUUCCCCUCUCAAGCUCAGGGUAUCAACUUUCGCCUCUUCCUGGACUCGCAGGUCAGACGGAUACGUGAGGAAGACCCCAGCCUGUGCAUAGCAAGUCGUUUCAGACAAGUCCAAGCGCUGACUGCAAUGGCCAACGCGUUCUGCUCGCUGUACUCGCACGUGUCGCGGACCCCCCUUCGCAAACUCAGGUCACCGCAGUUCACUUUCACCGUGUCGUCGCCCGCCGUGAGCCUGGGGAGCAACGUUAGGAGAAACCCGAGGAGCAGCGUGAGGAGCGAGCCGCGCUCUCCCGCCGAGAGGCUGAAGGACACCGUCUCCAUGAUGUGCCUCUACACCUCACCCAGGAGAAAGUCCAGCCUGUCUGAUGUUGGCGAUCCAAUUCCUCAGCAGCUCCAGACUACCAAGACACUGGAUUCGGUGGACGGAAGACAAACGCAUAGAAGCGAAGAAGACAACAGGAUUGCAUCACAAAUGGUAGUAAAAACUCAUCCCAAGCAAAAUCAUAGCGACUCAAUAGGCGAUAAUUUGAAACCUCUUGCCCGGGUAACCUAUGAGGUAAUCAGUCCAGAGAUAGUCGAGCGUGUUCACCGAGCCAACACCUUGCAUCACGUCUUUUUGAAGAUAGACGCCAAAGAUGAGUCAAGCCUUGGUGUUCAAAACAGGUCAAUGACCUCUGAGUCUGCAUCCAGACCACUUCCGGUCCAAACCCCUGCAGUGUCUUCAGAUGAGGGUCAACAUUCAGAUAGCCUCACUGUGAAGCCUCCAAGGUGCAUCGACUACCUCAAAAACUGCAAUAAGGAGAUCUCCUUAGAUUUGGAGGUCUGUAAACCUUUUAAGAGUUUUUAGUGGUGCAAAACCACAAUAACGUGCACACACAUUGUACACUCUACUACACGAUCUAAUGAUGGCCCAACCUUACACCACAUUUCAUGGAGAUCAGUCCGCUUGUCUUGAUGAGGGUCACAGGUGAGCAGGAGCCUAUACCAGCUGAGUUUUGGUGAGAGAAGUGGCAUCCACUCUGGACUAGUUGUCAGUAAAUCACUGGGGACAUCCUUCCAUUUUUUUUUUCAAUACCACAUCCUAAGGCUGCGGGUCAGCCUAGCCCAGCUGACCUUUGGCGAGAGAAGUCGGGUACAACCUGCAUGGGUCUGCCAGCAAAUUGCAUGGUACAUGUAUACAAACAAACAUUCACACUCUCUCUAUCUAUCUGUUAAGAGUCUCACGGCUGUGGUGUCCUUGAGCAAGACACUGAUGUCCCGAAAUGCUCCCCGGGCGCUUCAGCUGCCCCCUGCUCCAGUGUGUUCCACUAACAUGUGUACGUGUUCACUGUGAUGGGUAAAAUGCAGAGAAGAAAUUUCAUGUGCAUGCAUGCAUGUUCAUGACAAUAAAGGUGAUUCUUCUUCUUCUUCUGAGAAUGGUGUGCUUGUUUCUAUUUCGGUGGCUAUUUGGCAUGUCAAGUCUAAGUUGCUAAUUUAAUGUGGCUUCAACUGCACUCAUAUUUAAGUUAUUUUUUUCAUGUUGAUGAAAUCAUUCUGUAACUUGUGUGCCGUAUAUUACCAACGAGUACGGUUAAGCUAAUGCUUUUUUUUUUUUUUUUUGUAACGGUGGAUAAGUGAUAUUCCUGCCACUUGACAGCUGCUGAAAGUAACUACAAAGUUACUUUUUUUCCAAUUUAGUUACUUUCAAAAGCAAGUAAUCAGUAAAGUAACUACUUUUUUUCAAGGUAACGGUGGCAACACUGAUUAUUCACACACACAAAAGGUUAAGUUCUACAGUCUGACUGCU